Megalops cyprinoides (Indo-Pacific tarpon) is the source of this 2288-nucleotide messenger RNA. RefSeq names its product probable aminopeptidase NPEPL1. Gene Ontology annotation, cellular component: cytoplasm. The record is from RefSeq and is a predicted model, not a curated record. The transcript is spliced from 12 exons. Gene Ontology annotation, molecular function: manganese ion binding; metalloaminopeptidase activity. Bases 333 to 1904 code for a protein of 523 amino acids. NCBI's taxonomy places the organism in Eukaryota, Metazoa, Chordata, Actinopteri, Elopiformes, Megalopidae. Gene Ontology annotation, biological process: proteolysis.
AACUAUAUAGCUAACGUUAUGCGGUGGUAAGCGAGCUACUGCGUGUCAUGUUACAACCUACCUGAAUAACGGUAACUGAUAUCAGACAAUGAACAUCUUGCACGUUUUCGUUUUAACUGAACAGCUAGCAAGUUAGCUGUUCAAGUAGGUUGGGAUGAAUAUUCUGCUAUUACGUAGGUUGCUGGUUAUCUAGACUGUCACUUUAAAUUUCGCGUAGGGCCAAAGAAAGAGGUAUCCCGGAAGUGGAGCUUGUUUGUAGUCUCCGGUAUUUGCAGUUGGGACUCCGCCGGUGAAGUGAAAACGAAAGACACAAGGGAUGUGUUCGGGGAAAGAUGGCUACGGUGGAGCUCGUAUUCUGUCACGACUGUGGCGAUAGUGAGCAGAGUGACAGAACGGUGCUCAUUGUGGGUCAGUUACCUCAUCUGCACUGCCUGGCUUGGAGCGACGUGAGGGACAUCCUACAAUCCCGUGUUGACGAGGAGACUUGGGAAGCUGCCCUUAAAUCUCUAAAGCCAAACCCAACAGACAGAUGUCCCCUUUGGUUAAAGCUGGCAACAGUGGCUGCCCUCCCGUCGAAGAUAAGUCGUCACAAUACACCAUCUUCUGCCCAUACACUCACACGACUGGUCCAAACCUGCCUGCCUGGAAGACGUAAUGGACACAUUGCGGUCGCGUGUGAAAGGACGUCCGUCUUUGCCUCAGCUUGUGCGAUUGCCAGAGCCUUCCCUCUCUUCUCCAGGCAGACCGGAGACGACACGCUCGACAAGGGCCACAGGGUCACCGUCCAGUUCUUUUGUGUGGAACCGAACAUGGAACCGCUCAGUACAGCAACCCUGACGUGCUUAUCCAGAGUUGCAGAGAGCAUCAGGCUGACAGCGCGAAUCGUCGAUUCCCCCUGCAAUGAGAUGGACACAGAGCAGUUCCUUAAGGAGGUGGGGGAGGUGGGUGCAAAGCUGGGAAUUGCUCCAAUCAUCAUUAAGGGGGAGGAGCUGCGCAAGAGAGGAUUCGGAGGUAUCUACGGAGUGGGGAGUGCAGCAGCGAGCCCCCCCGCCCUGGCAGUACUCAGCCACACUCCUCCUACUGCCACGCAGACCAUUGCCUGGGUCGGGAAGGGCAUCGUGUACAAUUCAGGUGGCCUGAUGAUCAAGGGCAGAACUGUGAUGCCUGGGAUGAAGAGAGACUGUGCUGGAGCUGCUGCAGUGCUGGGGGCCUUCAGCGCAGCUGUCAGACAGGGUUUCAAAGAAAAUCUCCAUGCCAUUUUCUGCCUGGCUGAAAAUUCAGUUGGUCCCAAGGCAACAAGACCAGAUGACAUCCUUCGACUGUACUCGGGAAAAACAGUGGAGAUCCGGAACACGGACGCAGAGGGACGCCUUCUUCUGGCGGAUGGGGUCGUGUAUGCCUGCAGAGACCUCAAAGCAGACAUCAUCCUGGACAUGGCCACUCUCACCAGCGCUCAGGGAAUUGCGACAGGCAGGUACCACGCAGGCCUGCUGACCAACCGUGAGGAGUGGGAGAGGGCGUGCGUGGCAGCAGGCCGGAGUAGCGGGGACCUCGUCCAGCCCCUGGUCUUCUCCCCUGAGCUGCACUUCAGUGAGUUCUCAUCCGCUAUGGCUGACAUGAAGAAUUUUGAUCGCAGUAACGCCCUGUGUUCCUGUGGGGGCUUGUUUGUGGGGGCCCAGCUCGGGUUCGAAUGGACAGGGGUGUGGAUUCAUGUGGACAUGGCCUUCCCUGCAUACAGCGGUGAGAGAGCCACAGGCUAUGGAGUGGCCCUGCUGCUGGCUUUGUUUGGAGGGGCCACAGAAGACGCCCUCCUGCAGCUGGUGUCCCCGCUGGGCCCGGAGAUGGAUGCGCACUCAGACGGCCACCCUCCCAGGUGCAACCCAAAACGGAGGAAACUGAUCUAGCCCAUGCUGCAGGGAAGCGUGUUGCAAUGGCCUCAAUAGAAUACAGUUACCUUUAGGAUGCAACAUGCAGAUCAUGGACUUCCUUCAAAUGUGCCUGUUACAAAGGAAUGCUGGGAGUGGAUUGAUAUGGCGUGCCCAGAUACCUCAAUGCGUGUGUUAAUGGUACUUUUAACAAGUGUAUUUUUAUCUCAUUUCAUAUUUUUUGUGUCUAAUUUUUUAUUGAUUAAAUAUUGUUUAAAUGAACUCCUAAACUAAAAAGUUGGGGGACAAAGUCUUAAGCUGUUGAGAUGUUAUGGCAAACUGUAUUUUAUAUAUCAGUUGUCAGCUGUAAAAAGAUGUGAAAAGAUAUCAAAAUGCGAUUGCAACAGUAAAAUUAAUGCAAUA